AUGCACCUGCAUUUGAAGAUUGUUGCUCCUAAUAUCUAUCUUUCCUGUCUGCACAGGUCUGCAUUGGAUGGGCUCAUGAGAAUAGCCAGGAAUGAGGGGCCUGGCGUGCUCUGGCGAGGCACAGAUCUGUCACUACUUGUGGCCGUUCCCAUGGUGGCCAUGUACUUCCCGCUCUAUGACUCCCUCUUGCAGCGCUGCCAGAACGCAGGCAUGGAAGCUGCGCCCUUUGUGGCAGGGGCAGUGGCGCGGACAGCAACAGCAUUUGUGAUUCAGCCCCUGGAGCUGUUCCGAGUGCGCGUGCAAGGCGGCCCUGGCGCAGCCGCGAACACAUCCUAUCCCCAGCAGCUUGCGCAAGUUUUGCGGCAGAUACACAGCGAGGGCCAGGGCAAGGGACUGCUGAAGCUGCGGGGGCUGUGGCGAGGCAUGGGCGUGACUCUGGCCAAGGACGUGCCCUUUGCAGCCGGGUACUGGACGCUCAUGGAACCAAUGCGAGCGCUGCUGCUGCAGAACACAAGCCAGGAGGCGCCACCUCGCAGUCAGUGGGCUUUGCAGGUGUUCUUUGCGAAUGCUACAGCGGGCUUUGCCGCGGCGGCAGUGGCAGCGGGUGUGACGACGCCCCUCGACGUGGCCAAGACUCAUGUGCAGACGGCGCCGAUGCCCAAGGGCAUGGCGCAGUCUCUUCGGGAGAUUACGGCACGUGGCGGCAUGCGCGCUCUUUUCACUGGCGCAGGACCGCGCAGUGUGCGCGCCGGCUGCGCAUACGCGAUCCUCAUGUCCUCCUAUGAGGCCUUCAAGUCGAUGGAGCUCCGGGCCCACCUCCGCCCGCAGCAUCAGUCGGAGCUCUAG
Messenger RNA from Coccomyxa subellipsoidea C-169, 846 nucleotides. RefSeq names its product mitochondrial carrier. The transcript has 4 exons. Bases 1 to 846 code for a protein of 281 amino acids. NCBI's taxonomy places the organism in Eukaryota, Viridiplantae, Chlorophyta, Trebouxiophyceae, Coccomyxaceae. Gene Ontology annotation, biological process: mitochondrial transmembrane transport. The record is from RefSeq and is a predicted model, not a curated record.